Molecule: messenger RNA, 1484 nt
Organism: Daphnia pulicaria
Lineage: Eukaryota; Metazoa; Arthropoda; Branchiopoda; Diplostraca; Daphniidae
Exons: 9
Coding region: 83-1426 (447 amino acids)
Source: RefSeq, a predicted model, not a curated record
AUAGUAUUCGUGUUACCUGUGAGUACAGAUUUAAAUGGUGGAAAAUAAAAAUCAGUUUCGUAUAUUGAGGUGAAACCAUGAAAUGGUCACUCUUUCUAUUCUUGCGUUUGUCUGCGUAAUCAAGUUGGCAGGAGGCACACAGGUAUUCUGGGAAUUACCGAAUUGUAACGCAAUCGCUGAAUAUAACGGCCACACAUUGAAAAUAGAGAGGGCAUGCGAACAAGCAUCCUCGUUAUAUACUUUCCUCCUUUACCAAACAGUAGGGUUUAAAACGGAAUGUCAAUGGACCAGCUUUACUAGACAAAGUUUUUCUAUCUGUGAGAGUUUAACAACAUUGCCACAGAAAAAAACUUGGACAGUUUUUGAACAUGUCUACAAUGGAACCUAUUGUUUGGCUGUUUACCAUGGGGAAUGGACAAGUAGCCUGCCUGUAUGUAAUUCAGAAGUUCCUUUUUACUUAGAAACAAAAUUGACGGAACUAGAUGUCAUCCAAUGGAAUCCCACAUUAAACAUCCAACAACAUGGCUCUAACGAUCUUUUCAUCCGAUUGGGGAUGAAUCAAAGCGAUGGCUUUAACUUUAAUACUUUUGACAUUGAAGUGUAUAAUAUCGAGGAAGAUGUUACAAAUUGCGACCUGCUAGCUAUGCUGCCACCUAACUAUUCUAUUAAAGUAAGGAUUUCGAGAGAUAGAAUCAUCUUAAGUAAUUUAACAGAGGGAUUCUACUGUUUCAAAGUUACCCCAGUCGAUCCAAGAUGUAUUCAUCCUUUUUCUGUGACGUACCUUCCGUGUACCAGAUCAAGUAACAGCACACAAAUCAUCUUUCCCAUCGGUAGAAACGAUCCCACAGUUAUUGUUUUCGGAGCGAUGUCUAUUUUCUUUAUUAUUUGUGCGAUAGCUGCAAUAUUUCUAAAAAAGAAAAAAAAGAAAAAGAAUGGGAGAAGUGAAUUUGACGAGCCAUUAAUGCCUUCAAUAUUUCUUCUGCACUCUAAUGAGGAGAGGCAUCAACACAAUAUUCAAAUGCUAAAGAAAACACUGCAGGAAAGGCUAUCAUUGAGUGAGAUUGAUGAUUACACCGAUGAGCAUCAAUGGAUGAAUGUGGCUGUAGAGGGAAUCAGUUGGUUCCUAUCUCGGUUAAAUCAGAAGGGAAAAUGUAUCAUAGUCAUCGAACCAAUUCUUGAAGAAGCCUUAGAAUCAGAUCACCAAAGUCAAUUAGUUGAAAAUAACUAUUUUUUGAUAGGAUUGCAACAACUUCAGACUUUAGCUUCAUCACCUGAUUACAAAAGAGUUUUAACUGUCUGGUUUCAAAAUAGAUUUGAAUCCACAAAUGAUCAACUAAAACGGUUUGGUAAUCCAUUCCAAAAUUUUAAGUUACCAUCAGAAUUGGAUCUUCUCAUUCAGCAAAUUGAGAAUUUAGGGAGUGAAUAAAUCAGACUAGUUUAAAUCCAUUCUGCCCUGAUUCCAAUAAUAAAACAUUUUAAUUUGA